Podarcis muralis (Common wall lizard) is the source of this 3909-nucleotide messenger RNA. RefSeq lists its product as uncharacterized. Lineage: Eukaryota; Metazoa; Chordata; Lepidosauria; Squamata; Lacertidae. The record is from RefSeq and is a predicted model, not a curated record.
AAAGUGUCUAGUGUAAUUGAACAAGGGGUGUGUAUGCUGCUAAAUAUUUAAAAGUUGAUCACACCAAAGUUGUGUUCUGCAAUGGGGAAAUGUGUUGAUAGUUUCCAAGAACUGGUCUUUAAUAAAAUCUGCUGAGUGUUUUGCUGCUGAUUGUUAAAGGUGGCUAUUACUGUAUUUUUCGCUCCAUAAGAUGCACCUGACCAUAAGCCGCACCUAGUUUUUAGAGGAGGAAAACAAGAAAAAAAAUAUUCUGAACAAAACAGUGGAUGUAUGAUUUUUGUGGUUUAUGCUGUAGCCACAGACAUGUGUUUUGAUGCAACGUCUGAACACUGCCAGCAUCUCUUCCAAAGCUGAUCUCUUGCUAGACAGACUAAAUACUGAGAGUGCUGCUCUGACUGAGCAACAGACUGGACCACCACCCCUGCAUUUCACAUGUGGAGCUCACUCAUGCUGUAGAAUGGCUGCUGAGGAACUUUCUGCCAUCAGCAAGCAAUUGCAUUCCCAAGCCCAGGUCAUAGAAUCCCUCACCCAGGCAGUACAUCGGCUGAAACAGGAGAAGGAACUGCAGCAGCAGAGUAUCAGUCACCUAGAGGAGGAGGUGGAUCGACUGCAGCACAAUUCUCAUGGCAGCUUAGACUCAGUGCUGGGAGUCAGGAUGGAAGGGCUGAAGACUGAGUUCCGUAGCCUUCGGCAGCAAGUGUUUCAGCAGUCAGAUGGUGACUGUACUCCUGAUGCUUUUUCCAACCCUGGCAUCAUGCAAGAUAUGCGGGAGAGUAAGAAAAUCUUGUGGCAAGAAUAUAAGUGCAUCAGAAGAGAGAUGGAACACCUGAAGCACAAACUAGAGCAACAAGAGGAUGAUCUGUUCCACCAAGUGUCUGCAACUGAUGAGAUAAAGAAGACUCAAAGAAGAUACUGUCAGAUGCUGGAAGAUCUGAAGGACAGUCAUAAAGCUCAGACUAAGGAUUUGGACAAAGCUAGGAUUGAGACCCAGAGCACUCAGAAGGAACUUAGUCAUGUCAAAACUACAGUUACUGACCUAAAAGAACAGGUGAAAGGUCUGCACUUGGAGGAUGAACUCUUCGCUGGUCCACUAAGAGACAAAAACCUCCGUCUAAGAAAAAGGAGAGUUUUGCUGCAUGAUGCUACCUUGUCAUCCCUUCUCAGUGAUGAUUCAGCCUCUGAGUUCAGUCUCACAGAUGUCAGCUCAGAUGAACUCUUUAGUGAACCAGAGAUUGCACAACUUGCUGAUGACAAGAUUUCCAUACCAGGCUUGAAGCUGGAAAAGAAGACCCCUGGAGGAGCAGCUGGUGGCACGCUGGACACAGAAGACCUCAGCAGUGAGCUGACUGACACUCCUCCUGAGCUCAACUUGAGUAACCUUUAAAACUUCACCUAAGGAUUGCCUCAUUCUUUCUAAUGAGAAAACAAAUUAAAGAGCAGAGAAACAUACGUACUGUUCUCACACACACUCAGCUGCCUUUUGUACAGAUACAACAUUGAGGUAGAAGGACAGUAUUAACCUCAACCUAUGACCUGGUGAUAUUAGCACAUGCAAGUAUGAUGCAGGGGGCUGAAAUCAUUUGAGAAGGGUGUGUUGUGUAUAUAUAUAUAUGUUCUGUUCAGAGAUUUCCCAGUGUCCCUUCCUGGAAAAGGAACAAUUGCAUUGCUGGUCCCUGCGUGUGUGAUAUGGAUCGUAUCGGCCAGCUUCAAGGAACUGAUUAUUCUCAUCACUCAUAAUUUGCAGUGUUUAAAUAUUGAAAUGAAAUAUUGAGACUGAGCCACAAGAGAAAAUACUCUGGUAAGCAAUCCACUUUACCCCAGAUUCUGUUAAUCCAGGCUUCCUCAACCUCAGCCCUUCAGAUGUUUUGGGCCUACAACUCCCAUGAUCCCUAGCUAGCAGGACCAGUGGUCAGGGAUGAUGGGAAUUGUAGUCUCAAAACAUCUGGAAGGCCAAGGUUGAGGAAGCCUGUGUUAAUCUGUGUCACGGUGUUUGCCGCACAACAGCUCCUGAUUCAGCACUAAGACAAAACCAGCAGUGAUGGGAACAGUCCACUGAAGAAGGGAGCAUAUAGUAUGUUAAACUCCUUUGGCAAGUCACUGAUGUGCCACAUUAGCAGUUGACUAGGAUAGGCUGGCUGUGUGAUAAGAAACCUGUGGGGAGCAUCCUCUUAUCUGGGAAAUACUUUGUGCAGCUAACUUUUUUUCCCUUCUUGCCGGUUGAACUGCUGGUGAGCUAUGAUUUCCAGUGACCUAAAGUGGUCUGAGUAGUAGUGGCAUUAGUGUUUCUGAAUUUUGGAUCAGGUGGCAAAGCAUAAUAUAGUUCAACGCAUUAGUUAAAUAUCCUUCAUAUAUCUGGUCCUUUCUGGGAAUAAGACCGGUAGGAGCAGAACCAAAGAGUCUUGGUUGCCUUCUCAGUUUUUAGAACUUUAUUGAAACAAAAUUACACAACUGAGCUUAAAAAAGACUUUCAAACUAAGUAAGAAGCUCACAUAGAAUGAGAUCCAUCAACCACUUGCUAGCCAAGACAUAUAGGAAAUGCAUAUAGUAAAAUCCUGGAUUUUUUUAUUUUAUUUGAAAGGCAGCUGUGGAAUGCUGCCAUUUUGAGCAGAGGAGUAUUGGGACAGGGGCCAUGUGACUGCCAGCUAUUUGUUUAAAAAAUGCCCCCUAACUAUUCUACACACACAGACACACAUGCAUAGUUCCAGAUGCAGAAAACCUGUGGAGGGCAAUACUUAGUGGAAACAACUCAUGCAAGGAAAAUGUUAAGUAGCUCCCAUUACUCCUCUCCUCACACUUGCAGCCUCCACAUUAAAAAUAAAUAAAAAGGGCUUCAUUGCAUUAAUUUGCUGCACAAAAUAUACCUUCUGCCAUAGCUUUAUUGGUGGGGAAUCACUCACUACUUGGGGGCUACCUGCUGCUCUUCAGCACAAUUAGGAUAAUGAGAAUGUGCAGCAGUUGGCACAUUCUUCCCUACUGUUGGCCUGCUUUUUCUUGCCUUGGUAGAAAGUUGUACUCCAUACCAGUGAAAAGGGCAGCCUGUUCACCCACUGUAUUGAGCAAAAGUGAUCCUGUCUACCUCAACAUCCUAAAAUUCUUAAAGUUAUGGAGAAGAUAUUCAGGUCUAGACCUGGUAACUCUUGUAAAAACUGGAAUUAUAUGACGGACCUGGAUGAGUAAGCGUUAAAAGCUUUCCUGUACAGUAUGGUUAUUCUUAAACUCCUGGUCUGGACUUUCAGAAGACUGGGUGCCAGUUUACUGAUCUGGAAUCGCAUCAAUGGCUGCUGCUUCCUCCCUUGUCAAUGCCUGAAUUAAAAGCUCAAACCUGUUACAACUGAUAAAGUUCCCCAUCUUAUUCAGACAAUAUAGUGUAGCAGCUGGAGCUUGUGUGUAUAACAUGUUAGAACAUAAAGUAAAUGUAUCUCCUACUACCCCCCCCCCCCAAAAAAAUACAAAACCAACUAGGGAAGCCUGUGUUAAGAGGAAUCCCUCAAAGGGCCAUAUGCAGUAGACAGCAUGUCCAAUUUCAGGGUAAAAACACUUCAGAAGGAAAAACGAUUAAAGGCAAGGGGAGGGGAAUUAGCCCACAGGGGAUUAAAUCAACAGAUGCUCCAUUAUAGUUCAAAGAGUGCUGGCAAGCAGUGAUUGCUCCUAGAGCUUAUUAGUUCUGGGCUGCUCAUAACACACUGGUUUGUUUUUAGGGCUGGAGAAAUAUAGGCCGAGAAGUCUUUAAUUAAUGACCUCUAGACUGCACAGUUUGUCACAAAGCAUGUAACUAACUGUAUUUGUGGGACCAAAUCGUGUGUAUUCGCCAACAAAUUUGAUACGGCUCAGCUGAUGGAACACUGGGUUUUGCUGGAACUUAAACUUUUUAUAAAUGGAAAGGAAUAAAAAAUUGUGGUAACCAAAUUA